Messenger RNA from Raphanus sativus (radish), 2439 nucleotides. RefSeq lists its product as uncharacterized. The transcript has 2 exons. The record is from RefSeq and is a predicted model, not a curated record. Bases 168 to 2414 code for a protein of 748 amino acids. NCBI's taxonomy places the organism in Eukaryota, Viridiplantae, Streptophyta, Magnoliopsida, Brassicales, Brassicaceae.
AAGGCAUAAAUGUUGGUUUAGGCGCCUCCGCUAAAACAAUACGGAUGAAAACGUGGUAGCCAAGUCAGUUACAUUUUAUAAAUAAGACUAACAAAAGAUACGACUUUCAUUUCAUCAUCACCUUCUCUUCCAACAAAAUCUACUUUUUUCUUUCUCUCUAAGUAACCAUGGCUUCACCUUUGCUUGGUCCACCGGAGAUUCAACGCUCCAACUCUCUCCUCCCAAAACCCACCACAGCCUCCGAUCCGUUCAUGGACCUAAUGGUCGCAAACUUCAACAAGUCGACGAAAGUCAACGUCUCCUCUUCUCCUCUGAUGGGCUUAACCGAGAACGGAGCCGCUACGUACCUAUCCACAGGGAACCCAUGUCUUGACUUCUUCUUCCACGUUGUUCCCAGCACUCCCAAGGAAUCGCUGGAGCAGAGACUCCGUACGGCUUGGAGCCACGACGCUUUGACCACACUCAAGCUCAUCUGCAACCUCCGUGGAGUCCGUGGUACCGGAAAAUCCGACAAGGAAGGGUUUUACACUGCGGCGCUUUGGCUCCACGCCUGCCACCCAAAAACGCUAGCGCACGCCUCUGCGUGUAAUCUCGAAGCCCUCUCGAAAUUUGGAUACUUUAAAGACUUCCCCGAGAUUCUUUACCGGAUCCUACAAGGGGUUGAGAUCCGUAGGAUCCAGAAGUCUGAAUGGCAACAGAGGAAAGGCCGUUCCGGGCCUAGAUCUAGAUGUAGAUUUGGAGGAUUUGGAGGAAGUAGAGGUAGAGGUAGAGGCAGAGGAAGAGCUCCUUUCUAUGUUGGUACCUCGAGAUCCUCUCAUUAUGGUCGUGGGGUAGGUCGUGGACCUAAGAAGCCGGCGGCUACAAGGGAGAUGAGGAUAGCUAACGCAGAGAAGAGGAACCAGGAAGAGAAGGCGAAAGCUAGCUUGGACCGCAAGCUUGAGAAGAUAUCAAUGGGGAAGAAAGCUUUCGCUAGAUACUCUGAAGAUCCCGACUAUCGUUUCCUCCACGAACGAGUCUCUGAUCUAUUCGCAGACUACCUGAAGAAGGAUCUCGAGUUCUUGACAUCCGGGGAAACGAACAAGAUCUCUCUAGCUGCCAAGUGGUGUCCGUCGCUCGACUCUUCCUUCGACAAACCGACUCUUCUCUGCGAGAGCAUCGCUAGAAGAAUCUUCCCUCGCGAAUCUUUUCCGGAGUACGAAGGCCUAGAAGAAGCUCACUACGCUUACAGAGUACGUGAUCGCCUAAGGAAACAAGUCCUCGUUCCUUUAAGAAAGACUCUGCAGCUCCCAGAGGUUUACAUGGGAGCUAAAGAAUGGGACUCUCUCCCUUACAACAGAGUAGCAUCAGUUGCCAUGAAGUCGUACAAGGAGAUUUUCUUGAACCACGACGCGGAGAGGUUUCAGAGAUAUCUCCAAGACGCGAGAGAAGGCAAAACGAAAAUCGCCGCCGGUGCCGUGUUACCUCACGAGAUCAUCGGGGAGCUAGACGGAGGAGACGGCGGACAAGUCGCCGAGCUGCAGUGGAAACGAAUGGUGGACGAUUUAAAGAAGAAAGGCUCGAUGACGAGUUGCAUCGCGAUCUCCGACGUCUCGGCAUCCAUGAUAGGCGAUCCCAUGGAGGUCUCCGUCGCGCUGGGACUACUCAUCUCGGAGCUGACGGACGAGCCGUGGAGAGGGAAGCUGAUAACCUUCAGCCGCGACCCUGAGCUGCAUGUCGUGGAAGGAGACGAUCUGAGAUCGAAGACAAGUUUCGUGAGGAGGAUGAAGUGGGGGAUGAACACUGAUUUUCAGAAAGUGUUUGAUGUGAUUCUUAAAGUGGCGGUUGAAGGGAGGUUGAAGCCGGAGCAGAUGGUCAAGAGGGUGUUUGUUUUCAGCGACAUGGAGUUCGACCAGGCUGCGUCGUCGUGGUUGCCCGUGUGUAGAACGCUAACAUGUUAUAAUGCAAGAAAAAAUGAUUUAUGGGAAACGAAUUACGAGGCGAUUGUCAGAAAAUACAGAGAGGCAAGGUACGGUGACGCUGUGCCGGAGAUAGUGUUCUGGAACUUGAGGGACUCGAGGUCGACGCCUGUGGAUGGGAGCAAGAAGGGAGUGGCGUUGGUGAGUGGGUUUUCGAAGAAUCUUAUCAAAAUGUUUUUGGAUAAUGAUGGUGAGAUCAGUCCCAUGGCAAUCAUGGAGGCUGCUAUAUCAGGAGAAGAGUAUAGCAAGCUUGUGGUUGUUGCGGACAGCAGAGAUAAGAUGACAAAACCAAAAGUGAAAACUAGUGUGGAAAGACAGAAGCCCAUCAAACAAUCAACGGCUACUUUGUGCUCAGAAUGUAGUAACAGAAUCAAAAGUGCAAGUGGUCGUGCAUUGUACGGAAUCGUCCAGCCAGUCGCAUUGAAGAAUCGUUUUGAUAUGUUGGAAUCUGAUGAAUAAGUGAAGCCCUGAUUGACAGUUUGGC